AUGGACGUCCUCAGGCCAGGCCACGCUCACCGCUCCUCCAGCGACAGGCUCCUCAACAACUACCUGCAAAAAUCUCUAUCCACCUCCCUCCUCACCCUCCUCUCCCACUCCCACUCAUCCACAUCGUCCCUUCUCGCCUAUGUCACCUCCUCUCCCGGCGUCAUCCCCACCAUCCGCCGAUCAGUGCGCCAUGCCGCGUUUGAAGGGCCGCUGUCGUCUGGAAUGACCGAGGGCAGCCAGCUGGGAUCGGAAGGCGAGGGCGGCUGGGCGGCGUACAUAUCGAGCUUGGACCAGUUCCGGAAAGACCUCAAGCAGAUUCAUCUGCUGGAAGAAGAGAUCAGUCGGGUCAAGAGAGACAGGGAGAUCCUCGUGGGCAGGCUCAUCAAAGCGACAAAGGGUAGACCUACAAAGUCGGAUCUGUCUGCCCUUGCGACGACGUACAAUGCGCAGUUUGACGAUCCCCGGUCAUCGAGGGCGUCUGUCAUGUCGGACAGCUCAUCCAAUACCAAGGCGGGGAAGCGUGAGGGUAAGCUGGCGGAUGCGCAGGCAGAGUUGCUUGGGUGUGAAGAACAUUUGAGAGGGCUUGAAGUCCGGAUCGAAGCGGAAAGGAACAAGGUCAUGGCAAGGGGUCUGGAGCAGCGAUUCCGGGCCAUGGAGGUUGUUGGGAGGAUGUGGGUGCAGCAGGCGAAAAGGGGACUGUCCGAUCUUGACAGGAUGCAGGACCUUCCGCCAGAUGCGUUCGAGCUCGACUCCAACGGUUCCCUCGCUCCCUCUCAGUCUGCCUCUCAGGUAGCCUACGACGAUGUCCCAAGACCUCACCCCCUCGGCGGGGCGCCUUACCCCCGUCAUCUGCAGCCCGAAUUCGCAGGCAGCAUUGACGGAAGCAUCGCUGAAGAGAAUGAAGAUUCCUCUGAUGAGGACAUGGACGGACUUCAAGUGCACGAGAAUCAUCCUGGGCAACAACUCAGCCCUCGCGUGCCUCCCAAAGGACGCGAGCAAUCCCAUCCUUCCGGUGUCCCUUCCAUCAUUGACUAUUCGCCCAAGCUUGGAAAUCGCCGAGCUGCCUCCGACAUUGGCACUGGUGCUUACCGACCCACCCCUCCCCGUCAGUCACUGCUUCGUACAGUGUCCCAUGACCGCGGUACCUCUCGCCAGUCUCGUCGAGCCGGGUCAGAUACUAGCAGUAUCCGCGAACACAAGCCAAAGAAGAAGGGCUUCUUUACCUCUAUCAGGACUUGGUUCAAGGGAGGCAAGCACCAUGGGGAAAGGUCAAGCUCGCCCCCAUAUGGUAGCGGUGGCUCCAAGGCUGGGUGGCAGACCAGGACAGACGGCAACAUAAAGCGUGGCAGUACGCUACGUGGAAGCCGACCGGACGAGUCGUCUAGCGAUGAGAGCGAGGGUGGCAAUUUUGUGAGCGUGUCCAACAACCAAAACUCUACUUGGGCUGUGGACCAUAACCGCGGUGCGGGGUCCAAGGUGUCGCGUACAACCUCGAUGCCGCUUGCUACCGGCCUCAUACCUUCCAAACCCGCCAAGCCGACUCGCUCUGCUUCUCAGAGCACCAUUACUGCUAAGCCCCGACCCAAGUCGUCCUUGUCGAGAUCUGGUACUGUAAAGAGCGCUAUGUCGGACGCUACCGUCAAGUCUUCUGGUGGUACCAAAAGGAAGACGCGCCCUAACGGUUCUAUCGCCCGAUCUACCGUGUCCUCCAAUGGCCACCACAGUCAGGGUGCGGGAACAGCCGGCAGGAACAUCAUGUCCCUCGUCGACUCUUCCGGGCCUGUGAUGCCAGAGGUUCCCAAGGCGCCCAGGAGCGGCAGCAACCCCAACAUGCAUCUUCCCAGCGCCCCGGGAACAUCAAUCGUCACCGCCGAUGCCCGUGUGCCCACACCCAAGAAGGCUACGCCGAGCGCUGCUACUUCUGCGGGUCCGCCUACAUUAGGCAGGAGUGUCUCGCAAAAGAGCACCGCGAGUAAGAAGAAGAAGGUGGAGAGGGAAGGCGAAUCUGAAAAGGACGACAAGACGUGGCGGCCCACGACGCCGUUGCCACCUUCGCGGUUGCUUUCGCCUCCGCUCAAGUCUGCUCUUCGACCCACAUCGCCUAGCCCUUCGCCUCUGCCCCUUGCACUCCAGGAGCCGGUCAAGCCAAUGUACUCUAUCUCUGCGCCUGCGCCCAUUCCAUACGAGGAGGUCAAGCAGGAACAGGAGAGGGAGCAGUUGGAGAUUGAGGAAAAGGAGAGAGAGAAGAGGGCGCAGUUGCUGAAGCGCAACUCGUACGUUUCUGUGCAGAGCGAUGGUGCGUCCGUCUACGAGUCGGCCUACGAGGACGAAGAUCAAGGUACCAGGGGUUACGGCCCCGAAGACACCGACUCUUCUGAUGACGAGGAUGGAGAUUACCAAGUCUUCAAGAAUGAAAAGCACAUCAGGCGUGGAGAGAUGGCUUCUGGAGACCCCGACUAUGGCAAGCAGUAUGAUGAUGUAGGCAGCGACCUCACGGUCGGCGCCAGAAGUGAACACACCACCGUUGCACCUACUGCCCCCAGUCUCGCCCCUGCCCUCGAGCCCCCUACAGACACCCCGAGGCGUAGAAAGAGCGUCAGGAUGGCGGUGCCCGACUCGCCCGUGACAGAUAUCAUUCCAAGCAUCUCUCCUCCACCCACUGCUCCCGGUCCUGUAUUUGGGUCCCCUUCACCAAACUCCAACCAGAACCCUCAUCCUCUUUCACUGUCCGAGUCUCAGCCAGCCCAGGCUCCUCGCUCGCGUACGCCCUCUCCCGAACCCGAGCGCCUCGAGCAACAAUGGUCUACGAGAAUAGGCAGGAUGCGCGAGGACACGAGCGAUGAAGAAGAUGAUGUGCCAGACUAUGUGAAGGCGCGCAAGAAGCUGCAGCGGAACAGUGGAAAGUGGGAAGUAGAUGGCAAGGAGGAGAAGAAGGGGAAGGGCCUGAAGAAGAAGGGCAGUGUGAAGAGUAAGGGCAUCAAGAAGCUUGUGAAGGCUUGA
This is a messenger RNA of Cryptococcus wingfieldii CBS 7118, 3000 nucleotides long. RefSeq lists its product as hypothetical. Gene Ontology annotation, biological process: endocytosis; eisosome assembly; negative regulation of protein kinase activity. NCBI's taxonomy places the organism in Eukaryota, Fungi, Basidiomycota, Tremellomycetes, Tremellales, Cryptococcaceae. Gene Ontology annotation, cellular component: plasma membrane; eisosome filament. Gene Ontology annotation, molecular function: lipid binding. Bases 1 to 3000 code for a protein of 999 amino acids. The transcript has 3 exons. The record is from RefSeq and is a predicted model, not a curated record.